Molecule: messenger RNA, 450 nt
Organism: Drosophila busckii
Lineage: Eukaryota; Metazoa; Arthropoda; Insecta; Diptera; Drosophilidae
Product: glycine-rich cell wall structural protein-like
Exons: 2
Coding region: 1-450 (149 amino acids)
Source: RefSeq, a predicted model, not a curated record
AUGCAACGCCCAAGAUUGCUGUGGAUUCUGCUGUUGAGCUGCUGUCUGGCGCUGGCGGAGCCAUCGUUGCUGCAGCUGAAGAAGAAGCUGCUGCAUGGACUAGGAGGAGGUGGCGGCUAUGGUGGCGGCGGAGGCGGCUAUGGUGGAGGAGGAGGCGGCGGCUUUGGGGGAGGAGGAGGCUUUGGUGGAGGCGGAGGCGGUUAUGGUGGAGGAGGUCAUGGAGGAGGCGGCUAUGGUGGAGGAGGUCAUGGAGGAGGCGGCUACAAGCAGCCCAGCUAUGAUGUCUAUGUCAUAAAGAAAGUGCCUAGCUAUGGAGGCGGCGGCGGAGGUGGCGGCGGCGGCGGUUCCUAUGCCAACAGCCAAGCCAGCGCUAAUGCCAACAGCUGGGGCGGCGGUGGAGGCAAUGCCUAUGCUAAGGCCUCGGCCAACGCCUAUUCAGGCAGCUGGUGA